AUGACAAAGGUUGUAAUGGUGAGGUGCUACCUGCUCUGUUUAUUAACUCUUGCACUGUGUUGUGCUUGUGGGUUAGUAUGGGCUGAUAGUCCUAAAGCUUCUGAUGCCCUUAUUAAACCUUCUGUUGUUGGUGUUCCUUCUCUUGUUCAUCGUGCUAUUCCUGCGCUUCUUCUCACGACUAAGUGUGACGAAGAAGAGGAAGGGGAUGGUGAUGAGGUUGAUGUGGAAGCUGAAAAAAGGGAGGAUGAAAGGGAGAAGGAUGUUCUGGACAAUAGUGAUCCUGCUGCUGGUGGGGUGUCUUGCUCUUCCGAUACUGAUGGUAGAAAUUGUACCUCUGGUGGUCAAUCUUCUUCUCGUUCUAUCACUGGAGAGGCUGUUCAUGGUGGUAUUACUCCGCAAGGUGGCCAACCCCAACAACCACCUCAUUCUCCUGAACAUCCUCUGCAGGAACCUGAACAAGUUGUCCCUUGCACUACUAAUUCUUCUGUUUCUUGUCCUCUGCCUCAACAGACAGAAAAGCCUGUUCCAUCUGUACUGAAAGAACCUGAACCUAACGUUCCUCUUGGUUCUGUGGAGGCACGUCCUGUUGAGGACAAACCCGAUACUCCUGCUAUUGUUGAUGAUGCCUCAACCAGUAUUUCGAAGGAAGAACGUCAAGGUAAGAAUGGUGAUAAAGGUGAAGUUGAUGUUGCUGCUCCAGCACCUGAAGCUGAAGGUACAACUGGACGGGGGAGCAACAGUACCACAGAUAACCAGGGAACUGCGGGAAAACAACCUUCUCAUUCUUCUUCUGUCACUUCGGACACAGUAAAUACCAGUGGUUCUGAAGCCACUACGGCUGGGAGUGGCAUUACACCCAGUGAAUCAACAAAUACCCAAGAAGGCAAUGCGGGAAGUGCAGCCACCACCACCACCACCGCCACAACAACAACAACACUUCCUCCUGAACUCAUAAGCAACAAGAAGGGUGAUGCAGACAGCAGCAGCAGUAUCAGCAGUUCUGUGUGGGUGCGUGUACCAUUACUGAUUGUGGUUACACUGGCCUGUAUUCUUGUGUGCUGA
Trypanosoma theileri is the source of this 1062-nucleotide messenger RNA. RefSeq lists its product as uncharacterized. The record is from RefSeq and is a predicted model, not a curated record. NCBI's taxonomy places the organism in Eukaryota, Euglenozoa, Kinetoplastea, Trypanosomatida, Trypanosomatidae. The coding region runs from base 1 to 1062 and encodes 353 amino acids. The transcript has a single exon.